AUGUCAUCACAUUUUUUGCCACCAUCACUGACUUCUGGAGAUAAAGUAAACGAUGACUCAAUCAAAAAGAGCAGUCCGUAUAGGAUCUUUUUCAAAGAUCUCUUUCUUUUCAAAGAAAAUGAAAUGGCAGAAAAGAAAAAGGAAAAAUUUAUGAACCGCAACAUGAAAGUCUAUGAAAAGUCCACUUUUUCAUCCCGGAUGAAGAGUCGUUCACACUUGGGCCAAAUAACAUCCUACUCUGACAGAGCUGGUGGCUCAUUUGAAAAAUUUGGGCUAGAUCCCACUCUUAUUCUCAGAUUAACAGAAGGUGCAGACACCAAAAGGACUGUCCGUGAAUUUAUUAAUGACCAGAGAAACAGGUUUCUGCUUGAGUAUGCUCUGUUAACCAAAAGUAAUACAAUUAAAAGAUUUGAAGAACACAUAGCAGCGAAGGAAAGGCAACUCAUAAAAGCAGAAAACAAGCUUCAAGAAGACGCAAUGGCCUUUGAAGAGUUCCUUCGAGAAAAUGACCAGAGAUCUGUAGAUGCUCUUAAAAUUGCAGCACAAGAAACUAUAAACAAACUCCAAGUGACAGCAGAGCUAAAGAAAGCAAAUAUGGAGAUACAAGCAGUGAAAAGUGAAAUAGCAAAAACAGAAUUCCUCCUUAGAGAGUACAUGAAAUAUGGAUUUUUUCUGCUGAAAUUGUCUCCAAAACAUUGGCAAAUCCAGCAAACACUGAAAAGGAUGCAGGUGACAAAGAGUAAAGAAAAUAUGAAUGUCACUCUUCCAAAAAUAUUAAGUUGCAGCUUAGGUGGGGGGAGUCCAGGUGGGCCCAGCAGUGCCCGUGAAUUAAAAAGACAGAGCUGGGGGUCCAGGGAGGCCAUGCAGCUGGAGUUCCCAGAGCAGAGCACUGGAGAGCAGAGAGCUACACAGAAAGAGAGUUCUGAAGAUCUGCAGAGUCUUGGGCUGAGAGCUGAUCCUGAGACUCCAGGCCGAGCUGAAAGUAUCAGUUCAGAAGACAGUUUGGAAUUCUUUUUAGAUGAUGAUAUAGACUAUGACCUGGAGCCAGAGCUUUAUUUCAAAGAACCAGAAGAGCUACUUCAAGUCUUCACAGAGCUAGAAGAGCAGAAUCUUACUUUGGUACAAUAUUCCCAAGACGUAGAUGAAAAUCUUGAAGACGUAAAUAAAAGAGAAAAACUCAUACAGGAUAAAAUAAAUAGCAACAUAGAGUUUCUUUUGGAGCAGAAGGAAAUGCUGAAGGCUAACUGUGUGAGAGAAGAGGAAAAGGCAGCAGAACUGGAAUUAAGGUCCCGGCUAUUUAGUUAUGGAGAAUUCAAUUCAGAUGCUCAGGAAAAACUGAUAGACUCUCUUAGUAAAAAAAUUGAUCAAGUAUACAAAGUCUGCAUCGGAGAUGGUGAGGUUGGCAGCCUUAACCCAGUUCAAAAACUGGUAAAAGUAGAGUCUCGCCUGGUGGAAUUGAGUGAUCUCAUUGAAUCCAUUCCCAAAGAAAAUGUGGAGGCAAUUGAGAGGAUAAAACAGAAAGAACGGCGGCUAAAGUUGCGAGAAGAGAAAAUUAAAGAAAAACAAAAACACCAGGAGGAAAGGCUAAAAGCUGCUCUGGAAAGAGCAGUAGCACAACCAAAGAAAAAGCUGGGGAGACGACUUGUCUAUCGCUCAAAACCUCCAUCUGGUAAUAAACAUGAACUACAUUUAGUCAACGAUACAAGAACAAAACCACUAGAGGAAGAAUAUUUUUUCACUUGA
This is a messenger RNA of Ceratotherium simum simum (southern white rhinoceros), 1743 nucleotides long. NCBI's taxonomy places the organism in Eukaryota, Metazoa, Chordata, Mammalia, Perissodactyla, Rhinocerotidae. The record is from RefSeq and is a predicted model, not a curated record.